Messenger RNA from Betta splendens (Siamese fighting fish), 2376 nucleotides. RefSeq names its product high-affinity choline transporter 1-like. The record is from RefSeq and is a predicted model, not a curated record. Gene Ontology annotation, molecular function: choline:sodium symporter activity. Gene Ontology annotation, cellular component: plasma membrane. The transcript has 9 exons. Gene Ontology annotation, biological process: transmembrane transport; acetylcholine biosynthetic process; choline transport. NCBI's taxonomy places the organism in Eukaryota, Metazoa, Chordata, Actinopteri, Anabantiformes, Osphronemidae. Bases 211 to 1905 code for a protein of 564 amino acids.
AUAGGUGGACCUGCUGUGGACCAAUCGAAGAAGUCAUUUUUCAGAGAACAGAACCCCGUUUUCUUUCGGUGUAAAUUGCAGCCCUAAAGUCUGUUUCCUGAACGUCUGCGGUUUCCGUGUGCCCCAGCGGUCACCGCCAUGGACAGCUGAUCCCCCAGAGACGCAGCGCAGAGAGGCGGUGGGAGACACGGUCCGUCAGCCAGUGCCACGAUGAGCCUGAACGUCCCAGGACUGGUGGUGAUGGUGCUCUUCUACCUGAUGGUGCUGGGCACCGGCAUCUGGGCCUCCGUGAAGUCCAAGCGGCUGCAGAGGCAAAGCAAAGCGGACCGGACCGAGGUGACGCUGCUGGGGAACAGGGACAUCAACCUGGCGGUGGGAAUAUUCACCAUGACAGCUACGUUCGUUGGCGGCGGCUACAUCGUUGGCCUGACCGAGGCCGUGUACAGUCCAGAUCUGGGCCUGACCUGGGCUGUCAUGCCAGCGGCAGCAGCUAUGGCCUUCAUCAUGGGUGGACUUUUCUUUGCCAAGCCAAUGCGGGACCAAAAAUACGUCACAAUGAUGGAUCCGUUUCAGCGCAAGUAUGGAAACGUAGUGAGUGGCGUUCUGUCCGUGGCGCUGCUGGUGUCUGACAUCCUCUGGGUGACAGGAACUCUUAUUGGUUUAGGUGCAACAAUGAGCGUGAUCCUGGAUUUGUCCUACGCUCUUUGCAUUUGGCUCUCGGCGGCGGUGGCCAUUAUCUACACGCUGCUGGGAGGCCUCUACUCUGUGGCCUACACAGACAUCAUCCAGCUAACCCUCAUAUUUUUCAGCCUGUGGCUCUGUGUUCCCUUUGCCCUGAUGUGUCCUCACUCAGCAGACAUCACCACGACCGCCUUCAACUUCACCUACCAGGCCCCCUGGAUCGGGACCAUAGAGAGAGAAACUGCAUGGAAUUGGAUUGAUAAUUUUCUGUUAUUGACUUUAGGGGACCUGGGAUAUCAAGACUUCCACCAGAGGACGCUGUCAGCUGCUUCAUCGCACACAGCCAGGAUCACCUGCUUCAUCGCAGCUCCCCUCAUCUUCAUACUUGGAAUCCCAUCUAUUCUAAUUGGAGCAGUCGCAGCAUCAACAGACUGGAACAUGACGACAUACGGCUCCCCUUCACCAUAUGAGCGAGGUGAAACCGGUCAGGUGCUGCCCAUCGCUCUACAGCACCUCACCCCCAGCUACAUCUCCAUUAUUGGCAUCGGGGCAAUAGCUGCCGCCGUGAUGUCAUCGAUAGACUCUUCUUUGCUGUCAGCCGCCUCCAUCUUCACGUCCAACAUCUAUAAGAAUAUCCUGAGGACUAAGGCGAGUGAACGGGAGCUGCAGUGGGUGAUCUACGUGACCGUGGUGUUAGUGGGCGUAGUCGGCACGUCGCUCACCUUUCUGCACAGCAGCAUCAUGUUUUUUUGGAUCCUGGGCUCAGGCAUCACCUACACCAUCAUGUUCCCUCAACUGGUCUGCGUCCUGUUCUUUAAGAUCUCCAACGGCUACGGUUCCAUCAUGGGCCUGCUCGUCGGGGUGCUGUUGAGAGUGCUGAGCGGUGAGCCGGGUUUGGGUCUGCCGGUUCUUCUCUGCAUGCCAGGCUGCACUCUGGAGGACGGCGUGUACGUCCAGCGGGCGCCUGUCGUGACUAUCUGCACGUUGGCCACCUUCUGUGCGACUUUAUUAUUUUCCUACCUGGCUUCGAUCCUCUUGGAAAAAGGACUGAUCCCAGAGAAGUGGCAUGUGCUCAACGUGAACUCCCCCGAACCAUUAGAGCAGUUCCCACCGACAAGCUGUGACACCACCGAACAAGACGAGCAGGAAAAACCACCAGCUCAGAAUGAGACAGAAUUAAUGUUGAUCACAAACCAGCAAAACUUAGAAAGACAAACUAUAUAAAGGGAAGACAUUUUUUUAAACUGUUCCAUGGCAUCUCUGUAGUACUGCUCUCCAAGCUUGAAAUGUGUAAGAUGGACACAGGCACAUUAAAUAAUGCACGUCAGGACAUGUGUAAUAUGGCAAAUCCUGAUAAUAAAUGUAUGUCCUGUAAUUUUGGGGAGAUGAAACUUGCCUCGUCAAAAACAAGAACACAGUAAAAUCUUACUCGACUUAAUUUUUGAGGAGAACAAGCUUCUUACCAAAUUCCAUACUAAUUGUGUGUCAACAUGUUAUGAUCAGCUGAAACACUGUAAGACUUUCUGCUGUUGUGUUGCUAGCCCAGUUGCUACGAGCUGCAGUAGUACAAAAACGAUUAAUCGAUAACACGAGUGAAUGACCUUUCCCAAGAAUAUGUAAUUCAAACCACACAAAUUGUUGCGUUGCUGUAUGAUACUGUUGAGAUUGUAACGUUCAUAAACUAGCAGGACUCCC